Messenger RNA from Perognathus longimembris pacificus (Pacific pocket mouse), 1629 nucleotides. RefSeq names its product kelch domain containing 4 (gene Klhdc4). NCBI's taxonomy places the organism in Eukaryota, Metazoa, Chordata, Mammalia, Rodentia, Heteromyidae. Gene Ontology annotation, molecular function: protein binding. The record is from RefSeq and is a predicted model, not a curated record.
ACAUUGGAUGCCAAGAAGACCCAGGUCACCGAGACCCCCUGCGCCCCGCCUUCUCCACGGUUAAAUGCCUCCCUCUCUGUCCAUCCAGAGAAAGAUGAAUUAAUCCUUUUCGGAGGUGAAUAUUUCAAUGGCCAAAAAACUUUUGUGUACAACGAUCUCUAUGUCUACAAUAUCAGGAAAAACACCUGGACCAAAGUGGACAUCCCUGGCCUGCCUCCGAGGCGCUGUGCUCACCAGGCUGUAGUGGUGCCUCAGGGCGGCGGGCAGCUGUGGGUCUUUGGAGGGGAGUUUGCCUCUCCUGAUGGGGAGCAGUUCUACCACUACAAGGAUCUCUGGGUCCUGCAUUUGGCCACCAGGACGUGGGAGCAAGUCAGAUCCUCGGGGGGGCCUUCUGGCAGGAGUGGACAUCGGAUGGUGGCCUGGAAGAGACAGCUAAUCCUUUUUGGUGGCUUCCACGAGAGUACAAGGGAUUACAUCUACUUCAACGACGUGUACGCGUUCAGUCUGGACUCGUUCUCCUGGAGCAAGUUGUCCCCGUCGGGCACCGGGCCCACGCCCCGGUCAGGCUGCCUGAUGAGCGUCACUCCGCAGGGCAGCGUCGCCGUCUACGGGGGCUACUCGAAGCAGAGUCCAAGAAGGACGUGGACAGAGGCCACCCAGCACGCAGACAUGUUCCUGCUCAAGUGUGACGAGGGAGAAGGCAAAUGGGUGUGGACACGGGUUAACCCCUCAGGGGUCAAGCCCACCCCCCGGUCUGGCUUUUCCGUGGCUGUAGCCCCGAAUCAGCAGACGCUGCUCUUUGGGGGUGUCUGUGAUGAGGAGGGAGAGAGCCUGGACGGCAUGUUCUUCAACGACCUGUACUUUUACGACGCCGCCAGGAACCGCUGGUUUGCAGGGCAGCUGAAGGGCCCCAAAGCGGAGAAGCAGCAGCGGAGGCGGGGCAGGGCGGACGCGUGCGCGCCCGGGCCAGCCCGCGCCCCGGAGCCCUUGGAGGUGGUGAAAGUGGUGGCCGAGGACGGGACCGUGGUGACCAUCAAGCAGGUGCUCGCGCCCCCCGCGCCCCCCGCCGAGGCCGAGGCCGAGGCCGGCGCUGCCGAGCCUGGCCGCCCCACAGCCGAGCCGUGUCCACGCUCCAGCGCCAUGCUGGCCGAGCACGGGCUGCUCUACGUCUACGGUGGCAUGUUCGAAGCCGGCGACCGGCAGGUGACCCUCAGCGACCUGCACUGCCUGGACCUCCACAAGAUGCAAGCGUGGAGGACCUUGGUGGAGAUGGAUCCAGGCCGGGGGCCCGCCGGCCGCCAUGCCGUCCCCGUCCCGGCGCAGGGCCGGGUGCAGCUCCGCGGCCCGGGGGCCGUCCGGCAGGCUCGGGGCGCCCGCCGUGCUGGGCGAGGGCGGAGUGGGGGCCGCAGCCUCAGCUCACGCGCCCGUUGCCUGUGCCCGGCAGACGCUCAGGAGUGCUGGAGGAGACGGACUCGGCGGAGGACAGCAGCUCGAGCGAGGACGCGGGAGGCGGGGGACGAGGACAGCGGGGGAGGACGGCGGGGGGAAGGUGAGUCGGGCCAGCGCGGCCUCGUCCUGUGGCACUGCGGUCGGGGGGCGGCGGCCCAGGGGUCCCAGGCGCUGCUGUGA